Messenger RNA from Propithecus coquereli (Coquerel's sifaka), 1068 nucleotides. RefSeq names its product ring finger protein 151 (gene RNF151). Gene Ontology annotation, molecular function: zinc ion binding; ubiquitin-protein transferase activity. The record is from RefSeq and is a predicted model, not a curated record. Gene Ontology annotation, biological process: tumor necrosis factor-mediated signaling pathway; positive regulation of JNK cascade; protein K63-linked ubiquitination. The transcript has 5 exons. Lineage: Eukaryota; Metazoa; Chordata; Mammalia; Primates; Indriidae. Bases 1 to 1068 code for a protein of 355 amino acids. Gene Ontology annotation, cellular component: plasma membrane signaling receptor complex.
AUGCCGCCGCCUAGGCCGCACGCUGCCGCGAUGGCCGCAAAAACUCACGUGUUUUCUCGGAAAAGAAGAGCGAAUACCUCCAAGGAGGGAGCUUUUAUAUCAGGCCCAGCGCCGCGAGAUCUCGGCUUCCCCGCUCCAAGACCCGUAAGGAAGCCCGAUUGGUUCUGCGUUGCCCCGCCCCUCGCCGCGCCCUGCGUGCGCCUGCGCGUCCUGCCCCAGCCGCGGCCCGGGAAUCUGCGUGACCGGAAGAGCGGCUAUAAACGCCCGCGCCGCGCUGCCCCCUUCUGCAGUUGCCUGAGGUCUACCCAGAUGUUCAAGCACAAGAUCUGGAAGAGUGGCGGGUAUGAUCUCAACCUCUUCGCCAGCCCUCCGGACUGCAACUUCCUGUGCUCUGUCUGCCAUGGGGUUCUCAAGAGGCCAGUGAGGUUGCCAUGCAGCCACACCUUCUGCAAAAAGUGCAUCCUCCGGUGGCUAGCCAGACAAAAGACCUGUCCGUGCUGCAGGAAAGAGGUGAAAAAGAAAAAGAUGGUCCACCUGAAUAGACUCCGGAAAACCAUUGGCCGUCUGGAAGUUAAGUGCAAGAAUGCCGAAGCAGGCUGCUUGGUGACAUGCCCCCUGGCCCAUCGCAAGGGGCACCAGGACUCAUGCCCGUUCGAGCUGACGGCCUGCCCCAAUGAGGGCUGCACUGCCCAGGUGCCACGUGGAGCCCUGGCCGAGCACCAGCAGCAUUGCCAGCAAGAUGCCCAACAGUGCUGUCCCUUGGGCUGCGGGGCCACCCUGGGUCCGGCUGAGCGUGCUGGCCACAACUGCUAUCGCGAGCUGCGUGACGCCUGGAGCGAGCGCCAGGAGCGCAGCCAGACCCUGCUGCUGUGCCUGCUUCGGCGCAUGCGCCGGGUGCACCGGGCCACCAGCCUCAUACACCGGCAGCUGGCCCAGCUUGGCAACUUCCUAGAGGAGGAUGAAGCCCUGCUAGCGGGCACCCCACAGGAGGCUGGGGGCAUCCCAGAAGGCAGUACCAGGGCUGAGCUAUGGGGGACCCGGGGCCAAGGUGUAAACAGAGGUGAAUAA